Molecule: messenger RNA, 1370 nt
Organism: Sciurus carolinensis (gray squirrel)
Lineage: Eukaryota; Metazoa; Chordata; Mammalia; Rodentia; Sciuridae
Gene: Pebp1
Product: phosphatidylethanolamine binding protein 1
Exons: 4
Coding region: 161-724 (187 amino acids)
Biological process (GO): negative regulation of MAPK cascade
Source: RefSeq, a predicted model, not a curated record
UGGUCGUUGGGCCCACGCCGCCUCCAGCCAGUGCGUGCGCUGCCUUGGUCGUUGGCCUCGCGUCGCCGCGCGCCUGUUCGCGGACCGCUGCGAACCAGUUCCGUGUGCCUGCCGGUGGUCUCCCGCCGCACUCCGGCCGAGCCGCCCGCGCUGCCUCGCCAUGCCGGCGGACCUCAGCAAGUGGAACGGGCCCCUGAGCCUGCAGGAUGUGGAGGAGCAGCCCCAGCACCCACUGCGCGUCACCUACGCCGGGGCGGAGGUGGACGAGCUGGGCAAAGUGCUGACGCCGACCCAGGUGAAGAACAGACCCACCAGCAUUACAUGGGAUGGUCUUGAUCCAGAUAAACUCUACACUUUGGUCUUGACAGACCCGGAUGCUCCCAGCAGGCAGUCUCCCAAAUACAGGGAAUGGCACCAUUUUCUGGUGGUCAACAUGAAGGGCAAUGACAUCAGCAGUGGCACGGUCCUCUCUGAUUACGUGGGCUCCGGGCCUCCCAGCGGCACAGGCCUCCACCGCUAUGUCUGGCUGGUCUACGAGCAGGACAAGCCGCUGAAGUGUGACGAGCCCAUUCUCAGCAACCGAUCUGGGGACAACCGCGGCAAAUUCAAGGUGGCGUCCUUCCGCAAGAAGUACAAGCUCGGGUCCCCCGUGGCCGGCACGUGCUACCAGGCGGAGUGGGACGACUAUGUGCCCAAGCUGUAUGAGCAGCUGUCGGGGAAGUAGGGGAGCCGGAGUCCCGAGCGGUGUCCUCAGUCAGCGACGCAUGCACAGCCCUCCCCUCCCCGCUCCCUCGGCACAGGUGAGGUCUGCAGCGGUUAGUGACUCUCCCUGUCGCUUGUUCCUUAUGAUUUUAGAUAGGCACACGUCCCCGUUUGUGUUUUGAUGUGAUUUGACCUCGUGUUGGGGGAUAUUUGGUACUGCCUCGGGGUCAUCGCAUUGUUAAUAAAAGAAUAGCAACCCAGAAUUUAAAGAAGAAAUCCAGGUAAAAAUAUUACAGGAGCAAAGUACCCGUCUUAGAGAAGCUUAAAAAAGGAGGAUUUGCCGUCCUUACCUCUGUGAUCCUGAGUCCAGAAUGGCGCACAGGGCCAGGCGCUCAGCUGCACCCAGCACGCUGGGAUAGGCACGGGCGCCUGGGUCCUGCCCUGGCUCCUUUGAAGAACAAAGCUGGGUGAAGCAAGAGGGAGGGUGGUUUGCUGCUGGCGAGGCCUGGCCACUAGACGGCAGUGCUGGGCCAGGGGCUGUUGGGGGUCCUUGAAUCUGCUGAGUCAGUCGCACACUGCGGAAGAGCAGUUUGGAGUUGCUUAAUGUGUUAAUUGAUUCUGCUGUUUGCUUUUUGUUGAAUAAAAAUAAAAACAUUGGAUGAUCCAGA